AUGCAUGUGAGACAAAAUGGAAGAGGCGAUUUCAAGACAUUAACCGAGGCGAUAAAUAGUGUACCCGUAGGGAACAAGGAACGCGUGAUCAUCAAGUUAGGUCACGGUGAAUACAAAGAGAAGGUUACAAUCGAUAGAAACAAGCCUUUCAUCACAUUGUACGGUAAUCCAAAUGCAAUGCCCGUGUUGACAUUCGACGGUAUGGCAGUCGAAUACGGAACAGUCGAUAGCGCAACUCUCAUUGUCUUGUCCGACUACUUCAUGGCCAUAAACAUCAUUGUCAAGGAGCAAGCUUUAUCUAUGAGAAUCUCUGGCAACAAAGCAGCUUUCUAUAACUGUAAACUCUAUGGUUAUCAAGACACGAUUUGUGACGACACUGGAAACCAUUUCUUCAAAGACUGUUACAUCGAAGGGACAUUUGAUUUCAUCUUUGGGAGCGGACGCUCUUUAUACCUCAGUACGCAACUAAACGUUGUGAGAGAUGGACUAAGAGUGAUCACAGCUCAUGCCGGAAAAAGCACGGAAGAGAAAAGCGGGUACUCAUUCGUGCACUGCAAAGUUACAGGGACUGGAACUGGGAUUUACUUGGGUCGAGCAUGGAUGAGCCACCCCAAGGUCGUUUACGCAUACACUGACAUGUCAAGUGUUGUUAACCCGUCUGGAUGGCAUUGA
Brassica napus (rape) is the source of this 672-nucleotide messenger RNA. RefSeq names its product putative pectinesterase 63. The record is from RefSeq and is a predicted model, not a curated record. Lineage: Eukaryota; Viridiplantae; Streptophyta; Magnoliopsida; Brassicales; Brassicaceae. The transcript is spliced from 3 exons. Bases 1 to 672 code for a protein of 223 amino acids. Gene Ontology annotation, molecular function: pectinesterase activity. Gene Ontology annotation, biological process: cell wall modification.